AUGGCGAUGUAUGGGACGGGGGAGGAGGAGGGGGGCCGAGGUCCGAGGGCUCCAGUAGCGGGGCCGACGAACUCCAUGGUGUCGCCGCUCCUUAAUGAUCUCUACCAGUUCAGCAUGGCUUACGCCUACUGGAAGGCCGGGAAGCACAAAGAACGCGCCGUGUGAGUGAGACUAGUCCCACUGCCCUGAGGCCUUCCCGCACGGAAGUUGAUUGAGGUUAACCGGAGCUGAUUGGGGUUGGGGAGAACCUCCGUUCGUUGAGUGGGGCACUGCUUUUUCAGUAUCGUGGUUAGGACUGGGGGAGACUGUAUCGGAGUUCUUCUUUUCUUUAAUUUUCUACCUUCCCUUGUGUUCUUGGAGAUCUUUCGGAAAGAAUGUGGCCUGUUAUCGUUCUCGAUUUCCACUCGCCGUCUGCUCGAAUGGGCGACCUGUUUCCUCCUUUGACGGGAUAUUUGAUGUCUUCUCAGGUUUGAUUUGUUCUUCCGGAGGAAUCCAUUCGGGGGUGAGUACACCAUUUUUGGCGGUCUCGAUGAAUGUAUCCGUUUUAUUGCCAAUUUCAAAAUCGACGAUGAGCAGAUCUCAUUCUUGCGCUCUGUAAUGCCAAAUUGUGAGGUAAACUCAUUAUUCUUUCUCGAGCACUUGUUCUUUCCUUGUACAUUCAUGUAGUCUUAAUAAUUCUUGCUAUUGUUCUCCCCGAAGACAUGGGCGAGAUAAAGGGCUAUGGAACAGAAAUAGCUGUCUUGGAACUCAGCAGUUUAUUCCAACUGUCACUUGGACUUUGACAAAGAUGUAAUUUUUCUGACUGUUAAUUUUCCGGUGGUCAGGCAAAAUUAUAAACACUCGAUUCCCAGGAUAAAAUCUGAACUUGUUCUUAAGAUCCAUGCAAGCAGAAGUUUGCGUGGGCAUAGAAUUGUCUGUGAAAUAUGGAUGCUAACAGUCAUGCAGUAAUAGGGGAAGAAGAAAGAUAAAUCGGGUAGUUAAAGAAGGUAGGAUUCACCAACUGAGCUAAAAAAUUCGCAUAAAAGCAAAAUAAGCCGAAAAGGGGAAAAAGCCACCCAAGCCUACAGUUUAAACUUUACUUAUUUUCCGUUAGUAAUAUUUGAGUUGGAUGUUGUAGUCUCCCCUAGCCUGCGCAUGGAUUUGCUCCUUUUCUGUGGAAUGCAGAGUGCGGGCAUCUAUAUAGACUUCUGGCUGAGGCACUUUCCAUACAAUUCGAAGCAAAUCUGCUACUAUUAUGAUGUCAACAAAGUUAAAGAAAACAGGUGUGUGAUUUUAGUUUUAUUUUUAUGUGAAGGACUAGAGCAAGAUGAAUAUGCUUGAUCUCUUGCAAGAGGGAGAAAUAAAUAUAGCUCGUUGUGCACAAACAUGCAUACAGUUUCAGUUUCUUUAAAGAAAAUCAUGGGCUGACAACUAAAGUGAGCUUUAUUUUUCAAGUACUUGACCUGCCAGACUAGUCUUUUCUUUUCUCUGGGAAAAAGUGAUAAUGCUGUUUACUUUGUACCGGGCUAAUUCAAAAAUAUUUGGAUUGGUAUGCUUAUGUAAUUGUUCUAGCACAAACAAUCUCACCAACGAUGACCAGUUCCUGUUUUACUACCUUCUCCAGAUCAUUCCAUGACGUUAUACCUCAUUUUGUCCCAGAUGUGUAAUUCCAUGACGAUGACCAUUGAUGACUGAAAGUUUUCUUCUCGCAGAAUGCAUUCUUCGAUUAUCUUAGGACUAUUGAUUGCUGUGAUGUUGAGGUUUAUGCUAUUCCUGAAGGCUCUGUUGUUUUCCCCAAGAUCCCAUUACUGAGAGUUGAAGGACCAGUUGCUGUGAGUAUUAUUCUCUGGUCUUUGCUGAGUCCAUGCCCAGUGUCUGAAUUUUUUCAUGGCGCUUCUCUACAUCAUGUUUAAUGUUUAGCUACCAUCUAUUUUCAUUUCGCAUACAGGUGGUUCAACUUCUCGAAACUCCAUUUGUAAAUCUUGUGAAUUUUGCUUCACUUCUGACUACAAAUGCUGCAAGACAUCGUCUUGUUGCGGGAAAAUCCAAACUUCUACUUGAGUUUGGGCUUCGACGGGCUCAGGUGGGACGUUUUAAAUCCCUAAUAGCCCUGAAAUGCUCUCUUGACGUGCAUGUUAAUAGCCCUGACUAUAUUUAAUACAUAGGGACCUGAUGGUGGAAUAAGUGCAUCGAAAUAUUGCUACAUGGGUGGAUUUGAUGCAACGAGGUAAUUUACUGAUUUCUGCGCACCCGGGAUUCUGCCAUUUCACGGUGUUAUCGAUUUUUUUUUUAGUUUUAGUAAAAAAAUACGUCUUGAAUCUACAGCACAGUCAAGUGACUAAUCAAAGUAUUUCCUUGUCGAAAAUUUCCAGCAAACUUAUUUUAUUAUACUUUUUCCCUGGCAUCUCAUGACCAUCCUCAUUCGAAAUCUGUACUUCAUCUUUUUGUAGCUAAAUGGCUACCUGUUUGUGUUUGUAAUAUUAUAAACUCUGGUCAAGUUUGUAUCUUGUUUCUAUUCGAAUUUAUAGGGUGAAAGUGAAGAUUAUUCCAACUUGUAACAUAAUAUGCCCUUUUAGAAUCACAGUAUUUUGCCCCGUUUAUACUAUUCCUCCCCUUGUAAUUAAAUGUGUAUUCGUACUCAAUUGACAGCAAUGUUGCGGCUGGAAGACUAUUCGGAAUACCACUUCGUGGAACUCAUUCUCAUGCCUUUGUUAGCUCAUUUAUGGUAGGCAUUUACUAUCGCUACUUUAAAUAUGCAUCAUCAAUAUUCUUCUUCAUUAUGAUUCUUUCACUGCGACUGUAACUUUCCUGUGUUAAUUGUUUUUUAUGGUUUUGCCCGUUUUCCACUUUUACCUGAAGGGUUAUGCAGUUGAUUAUUGGAUAGCCUUUUAUUUCUUUUCAGAAAGCUUUAAUGUAAGUCCUCACUAGAUAGAACCAAUAGAUUUCUGCAAGUUACAAAAUAGUGGAAGUUGGAAAAAAAAACUGUGCUUUGAUCACCUGAUGGCCAUUUAAUCUCUAUGUUUAGUGUGUGAUUUGGGUUUAAAUCCCCUUCAAGCUGUAGUUUUUCGCAUGUGCAGUCCGUUCCUUAUGCUCCAUAAUACAACUUUAAGUGUAAUGCAGUUGUAAAGCAGUAAGGUGUUACAUUUUUUAUCUGUUUUCAAGGGAGACAUUGCUCAUUUUAUUUUAGUUAACGGGGAAUGCAAGAACUUGCAUCUAUCAGGAAAUCCCGACCCAAACCCCAACGUGGAAUACAUAAUUUGAAAGGCAAAGCUGCUUAUGCGAUAUGGGAAAUUUGGGAUACCCCUUUCUCCGCUGUUCCAGAUGCUUAUAAAUUUUGGAAAUUAUUUUUUGUUCUUAGAGGAUGUGAUGAGGUUUGGAUAGCAGAUGGGCCGUAACAAAGCUAGUAAGGGAGUUGGUGGAGGAGAAUGGGGCUGCAUGUUGAACGAAUCUAAUUCUUUUUCAGAUAUUUGGAGUGAACAAUGUCCCGUGGGAUGACAAAAGGCGAAGAAAACAUCUGAGGAAACUGAUUCAAAUUAACACAAUGUGGCUCCUUCAUUUUAUUUUAAUAUGGUAUCUUUUUGGAAUGAGUUGGGAGUAGGAAUUUUAGUUGAAGUAGAGUAUGAUGAAUGUGUAUUUUUUAUGACCUUUCAAUAUUAUCGAUAAUUAGUGUGAUCUGUAUUUCGAUUUUCCUCUUACUGCAUAUUUACUUUUUUUUUCUCUUGUUUUGGAGAUUUAUGCAAGAUAAUUUUAGAUUAUAAAGAAAUUAUGAGUCAGGUGUAUCGAAGAAUUGCAAGUUCCAGUAAAAAAAUUCUCUAGAUAUUUGGUGGAUAAUAUAUUUGUUCGAAUGUGUAAAUGAAUUUAUAAACAUUAGAUUGGAAUUGGUUGAUCAUGGCCCAGUAGGAAGUGGGUCGCAUGCGAAAACAAAAUUAGGAAAGGGCGCCCCACAUUAAUCUGCAUUCUCUGCAUCACUCCAUGAUUAGAAAUUUAUGCUAGAUGGGGCUAUUCUGCUGAUGCAAUCUUAUCAGUUUUGAACUCUGUUACCCUUUCCUGAUUUUGUUUUCAUCCACGAUCCACUUCAUGGAGAAGCUCCUUGCAUCAGUCUGCAUUGGAGUAUAUUACCAAUAUCUUGUUGUAGUGAACCCUGAUCUUCAAGAUGUUUUUUCUACACAGACAUAAUCAAUGAGAAAUAUUUACUUUCUGGUGGAAGGUCAAUGAUCGAAACUCUUCCCUCAUGCCUUUGCAUAUGUCUGCCUGGGGGAGUAUGCUUUUUUGCUGUAGUAUAAAGUUGACGUCAAAUGCUCCCUGGGAUCAUUUCCAAAAUGUUUGUAACUUAUUUUGAAUGAUCUAUUGAAUGCUUCGUAUAAGCAUCUAUUGGAAUUCUGUCUCCCGUUAGACAAUGCUCUUAUACUGGUUUUUUCUCUCUCUCAAUAAAUUUGAUGUGACUACAAAUUUUGCUUGCGAUCAUCAUAUUUUUUGUUUUUAUUUAAAUCAUUUUUCACAAAAAAAACCAUUGGACUAGUAGUUGGAUGACAUAACAUGGAAUUUGUGUUCCACCUUCUGAUCUAAAGCAAUAUUAUGCAGAGCAUGGAUGAGAUCGUAGACAAGACCCUUAAAAGUCCUGAUGGAUCCCGUACUUGUGAAGAUUUUGUUAGUUUGGUACAAAACUGGUUCAGCAAGCUUCAAGUAAGUGAUGGAUCAAUUGCUAUCAUUAAGAGAAUAUACUUCACUGAUAUUAGUACGUUCCUUUGUAAUUUGUGGAUAAUAUUCAGAAUCUGCUUCAAUUCUUAUUCAAAGGAAAUUUUGUUGGUCAAGAUUUCCUGUCUUUUACAUUGUUGAGUAUGAUGGAUCCGAUCCAUUUCCAUGAGUUAUUCGUGCUUGUCAUAAACGUUCACCAAUAAAGUGAUGUUCUCCAUUCGCACAGUAAACUACUUUAUUGUGGACAUCUGCCUUUUGGUACCUUUACAUACCAUUCUAACUGAUAAUACUUGUGAAAACAAGACUCUAUUUGUUUUUUGGGCAGCUUCUGAACCAACCCACACCUACUUGUGAGACUCAGUUGCCUUUUUGUGGUUUCUGAAAGACGUGCUGAACAAAUUGCGUUGGAAUCCUUGAUUUUAUUCCAAACAUUGAGCCUUUCAGUCUCGCUAGUUUAUGAAAAAAUUGCUUAGUGGCUUUUGGUGGCUCAUACUAUCUCAUCUCUUGAGAGCCUUUUUUUAACCGGAUAUGGGAAGGAUAUUUGUGUUUUUUUUUUUAGUUUGAGAAGGCAGCAUAUAAUGGUUGUAAAUAAAUAAAAAAUAUAUCAUAUCCUUAGUGAUAGUAAAUUUUUUGGCAUGUAUGAUCAUAUAUUGUAUAACCUGAUUUCAAGGUGCAGAUAAGUUAGCUAUAAUUUCUGAUGGCCAGUAUUUCAAGGUGCGGGUAGGUCUUCUUUUCCACUGUGGUUUCUUGUAAUUCUUGAAUCCACGCAUGCUCUCUGUUGACGUGCGUUGUGCAUAACAGUUUUUUUGUUACAUCACCGCCCUGUUGUUGGUAUUUUUAUGUAUAACCUCGUUGUGCAAAUAUGCCUAUAUUAGAGAAUAUUUACGCCUUUAUGAAAGUGUGUAUUUUUAGUUCUGAAAAUAUUUAUUUCUCUGUUAUGCAUUUAUUCUUUAGUGGACAGAUAAAUUUCGAGGAAUUUUUGGUGAGACUAAUCAAAGUGAGCUGGCAGCAUUCACCUCUUAUGCAUUGGCAUUCCCUGAUAAUUUCCUAGCCCUUGUAGACACCUACGAUGUAAGUUUUUCUAUCAACAACCGAAUUUGUGUUUCUUACAUCAUUAAUGAUGGAUUUGUCACUUAAACGGCCUUCAGUUUAUGACUUACUUAAUGGGCUUAGAACUUGACCAUAAUUAGUUAUGUCGUCACUCUUAUUUCCGAUGGCUAAGCCUUCUAGUUUCUCCGAAUUUCAUAUCCAUCAUCAUAGGAAUUUCUUGCUUGAAAUCAGAAAAGGAAAUUUUUAAUAGUUAUGGCUUGUACUCUGCAAUGACUCUAGUACGUGAGGCCUUAAGCAGUCUCUGUUAUCUUGCUUUCAUGCAAAAGGAAGGCGGAUUGGGAUAAUUACACUAUUAUUGGGAUUUGUUAUGGAGACAGAUAAAUCAACAUCUAAAGCUAUGGUUUGACGUACAAACGUAAAAAAAUAUAACAAUAAUGAUAUAUAUUAGUCAAAACAAUCUUAUUCAGGGAAGGUGCUUUAAACUUAAUCCAGUUAUGUAGUAUGGAGCAGAUGACCAGUUAUCCAGUUAUGGCUUGAUGUUUUCUUUUUACUGAGUUUAAUGCGUCGAACCAUUUUUUUGCUUGAUUUUGUCGGAAAUAUUCAGAUUUAUGAAGAAUAUAAUUUUUUAUCUUUUUUUUUUAUGUGACUCGCUGGCUAUGAACGGAUGUUAAAAAUAGUGGUCAUAUUCCAAAGAAAAGGUGCCAUGAGAAAGCCAUUUGCCCCUAUAGAUCAUAAGUGACAUGUUAUCGUGCCUUUCUACUAUAUGGCCUUUGUUGAUUUAAUUUGAUUCGGUGAUCUUGGCCCAAGUUACCUGAAGUGAAUCGUUGUUUCUUCAUGUUAGAAGGAGAUUCUAAGCUAGAAAGUGGUGUUUAUCACCCACUAUAAGGGUUCAUCUGACGCUCUUUAUACCAGGUUAUGAAGAGCGGGAUCCCUAAUUUCUGUGCUGUAGCCUUAGCACUUAACGACAUGGGGUAAGUUCCUAGGCUUCUGAUUUUCCAAGAAAUAUCUCAUCGUUCGUUUUUAUUAUUAUUAUUUGUACUUUUCUGGGCCGCAGCUUUCCAAGUCAAAUUUCCUUCUCUUUUUGUUUUUUCGGCUUCAGUUUUUUUUCAUGGUUGUUUAUUUUUAUGAUUUAUUACCAACUUAGGAAGCAUAUAUAUGCUUCUGUAACACCCCGCCGUGCUGAAUUAUGCACAAACAGGUAUAAAGCCCGUGGAAUAAGGUUGGAUUCUGGUGAUCUGGCAUAUCAGUCCAUCGAGGGUCGGAAAAUAUUUUGUGAGAUAGAGAAGAAAUUCUCUGUGCCUGAUUUCGGGAAAAUGAUCAUCACUGCCAGCAAUGACCUCAAUGAAGAAACUCUCGAUGCAUUGAACAAGCAGGUGAGAAACUUGCAGGGCCAAUAAAGCAUUUCGAGCAGCUAUAUGUCUAAAAGUAAUAAAGUGUGAAAAUUUAUGUUUUCAAAGGAUUUUAGUUAUUUAUUUAUUUAUUUAUUUUCUUUUAUUGGAAGGGACAUGAGGUAGAUGCUUUUGGCAUUGGCACAUAUCUGGUGACCUGCUAUGCGCAAGCAGCUCUGGGCUGUGUUUUCAAGCUGGUGGAGAUCAAUAAGCAGCCACGCAUGAAGCUCUCGGAGGACGUCUCCAAGGUCAGCCUCGUCUUAAACUCAUCCUCCUGGUUUCCAAUGGCGGCCCAUCUCAGAGUUUUCUCUUCUCAGGUUUCCAUCCCGUGUAAGAAGCAAAUCUACAGAUUGUACGGAAGAGAAGGGUACCCAUUGGUCGACAUCAUGACCGGAGUAAAUGAACCACCUCCCAAGGUAUGCGAAUAGAGAAAUUAAUGGGCAUAAUUGAUUAAUCUCUCUCUCUCUCUCUCUCUCUCUCUCUCUCUCUCUCUCUCUCUCUCUCUCUCUCUCUCUGUCUGGUCGAUUAGCUCAGAAAUAUAAUGGCAUUAAAUUUACCAAUGUUGAUUUGCAGGUAGCAGAACGGAUCCUGUGUCGCCAUCCAUUCAAUGAAUCCAAGAGGGCGUAUGUUGUGCCUCAGCGGAUUGAAGAGCUCUUGAAGUGUUAUUGGCCAGGGGAUUCACGUGAGUACCUGCUCGCCUUUUUUUCACAAUUUACCAAGUUUUCUUUGAGCACUAAUAUUUAUUGAUCUACAUGUCUCUAUAUUUUUACUAAACCCGGUGAAUCGAUACUCAUUUCCAUAAUCACACGAUUUAUUUAUUUAUUUAUUUAUUAUAAUUAGGGACUACUCUGGAAAAUUAUUUUCUCUAGGAUUCUCAACCCAAUAAACUCCAAAAUUUUACUUACGUGCUUGGACACAACCAGAACUUACUAAUUCCCUCACAUUAUCCAGUUUCUGCAGAGAAUCCAUGGUAUUCUGUUUCCUUAUAAAUACACUCACAUAUAUACUCCUGUUAAAUUAUUUGCAUUAUAGUAUUUUAGAAUUUAAUUAUUAAUAUAAUGUGUGUGUGUGUGUGUCUGUGCAUAUUCCAGUUAUCAGCAUCCGGUAGAGAUUUUUUUCCCCUUCUUAACUGACAUUAAUAUUAUUUCCUACUUAUGUCUGUAUGGAUAUAUAUAUAUAUAUAUGUAUAUAUAUAUAUAUUCCAAGUUCUCUGGAUUGGGUGGAGAUAUUUGGCUACGAAUGUGAAUUACUGGGAGAAAUUUUCCUAGUUAAUUGACAUGAUUUUUUUCCAUUACGAAGAUAAAACCAGAGAAGAGCUGCCCUCUCUCCAGAAGAUCAGAGAGCGCUGCAUUCUGCAGCUGAGCCAGAUGCGUCCUGAUCACGUGAGGAGACUGAACCCCACGCCCUACAAAGUCGGUGCCCCACUUCCCUCUCUCUCCUGCCCUCCUCUGCUGGUUGCAGUAAUUAACAAUGUUUCUCUCUCUUACGUCAGGUGAGCGUCAGCGCGAAGCUGUACGAUUUUAUUCAUUUCCUCUGGCUCAGCGAGGCGCCGGUCGGGGAGCUUCAGUAA
Spirodela intermedia is the source of this 8682-nucleotide messenger RNA. The record is from the annotation of a GenBank genome assembly. Lineage: Eukaryota; Viridiplantae; Streptophyta; Magnoliopsida; Alismatales; Araceae.